Messenger RNA from Sebastes umbrosus (honeycomb rockfish), 2347 nucleotides. RefSeq names its product high mobility group AT-hook 2 (gene hmga2). The record is from RefSeq and is a predicted model, not a curated record. The transcript has 4 exons. Gene Ontology annotation, biological process: regulation of DNA-templated transcription. Lineage: Eukaryota; Metazoa; Chordata; Actinopteri; Perciformes; Sebastidae. Gene Ontology annotation, cellular component: nucleus; chromatin. Bases 15 to 266 code for a protein of 83 amino acids. Gene Ontology annotation, molecular function: DNA binding; transcription coregulator activity.
UCGACACCCACGUCAUGUCCCCCCGUCCCUUUCAGGAGCCCAGUGGAGAGCCUGUCCCCAAGCGACCGAGGGGCCGCCCCAAAGGAAGCAAGAACAAGGGCCCCUCCAAGGCGGCGCAGAAGAAAGCCGAGGCGACCGGGGAGAAAAGACCCCGAGGGCGACCCAGGAAAUGGCCACAGCAAGUCGUCCAGAAAAAGCCUGCUCAGGAAGAAGAAGAGGAAGAAGAAGAAGAAGAAGAGGCCGGAGAGUCCCCGGAGGAGGACUAAGCUACCACACCAUGAAACCUCUACCUCAUCCAGCUGUCAGGUCUUUCAAAGGGAACAGACGGCCUUGACCACUCGUUGUUUUUGACUUUGAUCCACAGGCUUUUCUACUUGGUUUCAUUUCAGUUAGAGAAUUAUGUCCAUCUUAGCUCUCCGUCACUGAACAGGUCAGUAUACGUCUGCGUCUUUAAACUCCUCUGAUACACGUUUUACAUAUAAAGAGCAUACGGUGUUUAUUAUAAUAAGAAUACAAUCAUGUGAUUGGCUGAACAGACACAAACAGAGAAACCAGAACAACACACUCACACUCCUCAGUGAGAAGCAGCUAACACACACACACAGUGAGGGAGGAUUCAGGAUCCUCAGAGGAUCAUCAUCAUCGUUCUGCAGACUACAGCGUGGUACUGAGGUGCUAAUCACAUACUACUACACACUCUGUCACUGUUUACUGAUUCCACCGGGACAGUCUGGACAUGUAGAGCAACCGUCUGCUGUUCCAGUAUGUCAGCGUCACCUCGAAAACCAACCAGACUAAUGUCAGGCCACCAAACACAAGGAGACACACACAUCUUUCGGUCCAUCAUGUUGGCUUACAGACAGGUAGAAGUUGUUACCGUUGAGUCCCCGUACAUCAUCUUUACAUGUAGAAACAGGCCCAUCUUCCUCUAUCCACCUGCUCCAGGAUGCAUUUAAAGCUUUCAUUGACCCGGUGUUGCUCGAUAGACCAGAACAUCGGAGCUCUACCUGAGCUCUCCUCCCUCUUCUACCGGUCCAGAAAACAAUAGAACCUCUUCCCAUCCUGUCGGUACUCCGCUACCAAACCCUGCAUCAGACUACUGAAUAGCAUUUGUUCAGAUGUACGUUAACGAGCUGGUGUACGUUCAGCAGCUUCAUCCAGCUUGUUGUUAAGCUUUAAAACCUCGACUCCGCAAAGAAAUCCACAAAACCUCAAGAACAAAAACCACAAGAACAAACCACACGUUACCUCAUGACACACUUGAUACCUGGACUUAGCGGACGACUCAUCGCGUACCGUAACUCCAGGAACCUGAUUGGUUAAACUGAUAUGCAAUAUAUCCUCUCAUGAUCUCAAACUACCUCUGACUCAGCACAACCAGCUAAUGAACUCUGUUGCUCAGUACAACGCUGAGCCGAUGCCCGGGAAGGCAGCGUGCGUUCACAUAUCUGUGUUGUAACUUUAUACUGUACAUUAAAGCAAGGUCAUGCCGGUUGCUUGUUGUCUUGUCAAGGAGAAACAGCAAUCUGCCUGCAACUGUUCUGUUUGAUUCAGUCAGGUGAACACGACGUAAUCCGUAAAGAAGCAAAAGUCAGAAAUGACGGAGCCACGUGCAUCCACGGCUGUUUCACCAUCUGUCCUGUUGGUUAUGAGGUUAUGAUAGACCAGACAUGUAGAAUGAUUAUUAAAACAUAACAUUAACAUUAACAUAACUUAGCUUUAACAACGUUAUCUGAACAGUGUUAUAAAAGUGAAACCUGUUUCCCCGUUGUGUUGUUAAACCACACGUUGAGCUGAGGAGACACUGGCCGUGUUUCCAUUCAUAGUUUUAUGCAUAUUUUGAAGUAUCGCAUUAAAAGCUGUACGGAAAUGGCACAAAUUGAUUGCGGAAAAAAAAGUUUUUGCCGAAUAAAUUCUGGCGUAUCUUUUAACCCAAUAUGACUGAUGUGAGGCCGGUACUACCAAGCCAGUUACACAUCCAGGGUAUCUUCAGUUCUCCACCCUGUAGACGUUGAUUCACGUUUGGUCUGUGUUCUCUAGAUCCGACGGUUAAACUGAGGAUGUGUUUACUUCAUCACUAGAGAGUUGCCGGAUCUCAGCAAAGUGACUGAAAUGUCAUCAUAACCUUCAGGCAUGAUGGUCAAAACGCAAGACAACAGACUCUUUCCUUUAACUGGAGACCGACUCUAAAGCCGUCAGUCGUCAGGAUUUAAGGCCGUGCUUGAAAUGUUAAGGUACGUGUUCAUUGGGGCCUUUUUUAUCGCGAGGGGACGCGCCGCUUCCCAGCGUUGGACGCUUGAUGGGCCGUCACUAGACACAACACACUCGGCUCCUGAUUGGACGAACG